CAUCAGAAUAUAUGACAAUGUGGUUUGUCUAAGCAACAUAGGGAUAUGUUGUGGCUUUUUCUAAAUGAGUAUUUGAUAUGUAGAACAACUGAACAUGUCAGUUCACAAGUCAAUAUAACUUACUUCAACCUAUUACUUUGGCGCCAAUCACUACUUUGGCCAUGAACUUGGUUGGAAGUGAACAAUUCUUACCACAUUUAUCGUCGUCUGCAGAAGAUGACUUCCUGAUAAAGAUGAUCAACCUCAUCCAUGACCCUGAUGGUCGUCGACUCGAUUCUGAGCUAUUGCUUCUUGCAGUGGAGACUAUCAUGUGCCAUGCUACUACCACACAGGGUUCUUAUCUGCAUCUUGAUGACUUUGCAAAAAGUAAUAUAUGCAGCAUUGACGAAGUUGGAUCAGAAGAUUCACUAGGACACACCAUUUAUAAGAUCUCACGCGAGAUGCUACUCCAGUGUCUUGUGGAAGGGAAUUUACAUGCAAAAACGAUGAUCUUGUUUGGUAUGCUGGAGCAUUAUAGAUGGGAUGCGAAAGUGGUUUUGAUACUAGCUGCUUUUGUGACAAUCUACAGUGAAUUUUGGCUCAUAAUGCAAGUGCACCCUCAUAACCCCUUGGCAGCUUCGUUAGCAAUGCUUAAGCAGUUGCCUGGUGACUUGACCACAUUGAAGCCGCGAUUUAAGGCCUUAACCAUUUUGGUUAAGAUUAUGGUAGAUGUGACAAAGUGCAUCAUCAAAUUCGAAGGCCUGCCACUGCAACAUGUAGCCCUGGAUAAUGAGGCAUUGUGUGUUACAAAGUCUCGGAUCUACACUGCUGCUUACUGGAUCAUUAGGAGUGCCCUGACAUGUGCUUCGGAAAUCACAAACUUGAUAGCCUUUAAAAAUGAGCAAGUGCAUUCAAAUUCAGAAACCAUUGCGGCGUGGGAGCUCUCAAGUUUGGUGUGUAGGUUGAGCAGCAUAUGCAGUCACCUUAGACAGCUAGUGGAUGUGUGUGAUCAGCGAAUAGAGACAAAUUUGCAUAACAAGCUCUUGAAUCUUUUUAAGGAGACUCACACAGACAACCAAGAGGUCCUUCGUCUUCUAUUCCCUUUGAAAAAUGACUUGCCACUGAAAAAUUGUUCCUCGCAGGCACAGCUUGGUGUGUCUGAAUUGAAAGACAAGAUAGUCAUACUGUUGGUCUCAAAGCCAGAGCUCAUGCCUAUAGAGGGACUACUCUUGCUGGUGCAGCAGGCAUACGAUCAUCCUCUCCGGAUUAAGCUAGAAGGAAGCUAUGAAAUCGUUUGGCUUCCCAUUUCACAUUCCAACACUUGGACUCAUGUUGAGGAGGGAUUUUUCAAUUUUUUAUCCGACUACUUGCCAUGGUACUCGAUUCAUCGCCCAUGGUUGCUCAGGUCAGCAGUGAUAAACUUUAUCAAGCAAGUUUGGAGCUUCAAAGAGGACCCCUUAAUGGUAGUAUUGGAUUCACAAGGUAUGGUUACAAACAUAAAUGCAAUUGAUAUGAUGCUGAUUUGGGGUGUCGGAGCAUAUCCCUUUUCAGCUACAAGAGAGAGAGAGCUUUGGGAGGAAGAUAAGUGGAAUUUACAACUUUUAAUGGAUGGAAUUGACCCCCUAUUAGCUAUGUGGGUAGAAGAAGAGAGAAAUCUUUGCAUUUAUGGAAGCGACAACCUAGAUUGGAUUAGAGAAUUCAGUGCUAAAGUGAGGGAGAUAACAAGUGCAGGAGGGCAGCUUGAGAUGGUCUAUGUUGGCAAGAAAAAUCCAAGUGAAGGCGUAAAGGACAUUUUGGCCACCAUUGUUGAGGAAAAGCUAAGUGGUUCACUCACUUCAACAAAAAUGCGAUUCUUCUGGCUUCGGUUGGAGAGUAUGAGAAAAUCAAAACUCCGUCUAGGACACACAUUUGACGACGAUUUUAUCAUAAAAGGGGUGUCAAGAUUGCUGGAUAUCGACGAAAAUGACAAUGAAUGGGUGGUCUUGGGGAAAGGCUCUAAUUGCUUGAAUCUUAUAGAAAAUGUGGACAAGUUGGGAUUAGUGAAUGAAAUUAGAGCUUUUCUUGAGCCGCCUCCUCUUGUUGCAGAGCCUUGUGAUCACUAUAGUGUUGUCCCAUUCGCUGAAGAAUUGAUCCAAAAAACUGCAGUCUGUGAAAAAUGUAAGCGUCCCAUGGAGAAGUUUGUUCUCUAUAAAUGUGAUACACAACUGAGUAGCUGAACUUGGCAGUGUUGUCAUGAUCAUUUGGCUAUCAUGUUGAAGUUCACUUACUUUCAAACAUUUGUAGAAUAAACUUGCAGAGUUCAUCAUAGUUCUUUGCAAGUAGACUGCUUGAGUUUAAGCUGUCAUUUGAGAAAGAAUGAGCUAUCAUGUUAAUUUAAUGACUUCUAAACAUUUGUAAAGAAACUAUUAAAGGUUACUUGAAGUUAUAUCUCUCUUCACCAA
Cornus florida is the source of this 2420-nucleotide messenger RNA. RefSeq names its product protein SIEVE ELEMENT OCCLUSION C. The transcript is spliced from 7 exons. NCBI's taxonomy places the organism in Eukaryota, Viridiplantae, Streptophyta, Magnoliopsida, Cornales, Cornaceae. Gene Ontology annotation, biological process: phloem development. Bases 162 to 2195 code for a protein of 677 amino acids. The record is from RefSeq and is a predicted model, not a curated record.